This is a messenger RNA of Folsomia candida, 1018 nucleotides long. RefSeq names its product 60S ribosomal protein L8 (gene RpL8). Gene Ontology annotation, biological process: cytoplasmic translation. Gene Ontology annotation, molecular function: RNA binding; structural constituent of ribosome. Lineage: Eukaryota; Metazoa; Arthropoda; Collembola; Entomobryomorpha; Isotomidae. The coding region runs from base 138 to 914 and encodes 258 amino acids. Gene Ontology annotation, cellular component: cytosolic large ribosomal subunit; ribosome. The transcript has 4 exons. The record is from RefSeq and is a predicted model, not a curated record.
ACUUGGCGCUCCUCUGGCGGUCAACUUUAAUUUCACCGCAUCGUGCUCUUACCAGACCAUCUUUCAAUCCGAAAGUGUGGUGUGUGUUGGCUCGCACAUUUCUGAAAUUUACCCAAUUUUAUCCAUUCCCCAAAAAAAUGGGUCGUGUCAUCCGAGCCCAACGUAAGGGAGCAGGUUCCAUCUUCACCUCCCAUACCCAUCAUCGCAAAGGAGCCCCAAAACUCCGCCCCUUGGACUUUUCCGAGAAGCAUGGAUACAUCAAGGGGGUGGUGAGGGACAUUAUUCACGAUCCUGGUCGUGGCGCCCCACUCGCCAUGGUCUCCUUCCGAGAUCCCUACCGCUUUAAGACGAGGAAAGAACUUUUCAUCGCGGCUGAAGGGAUGUACACCGGUCAAUUCGUGUACUGCGGCAAGAAGGCCACUCUCCAAAUCGGAAACAUCAUGCCUGUCGGAACCAUGCCAGAAGGUACGAUCGUUUGCAACUUGGAGGAGAAGACUGGUGAUCGAGGCCGACUUGCGAGAGCGUCGGGAAAUUAUGCUACCGUCAUCGCACAUAAUCCUGACACCAAGAGGACGAGAGUAAAGCUGCCAUCCGGCGCGAAGAAAGUCCUCCCCUCGGCAAACCGCGCCAUGGUCGGCAUCGUCGCUGGAGGUGGUCGUAUUGACAAACCCAUCCUCAAGGCUGGACGUGCUUACUUCAAGUACAAAGCCAAGAGGAACGCUUGGCCCAUCGUACGAGGAGUGUGUAUGAACCCCGUCGAACAUCCCCACGGUGGUGGUAAUCAUCAACAUAUUGGAAAGGCUUCAACUUGUAAGAGAGGAACCUCUGCUGGACGAAAGGUCGGUCUUAUCGCCGCCAGAAGGACUGGACGAAUCCGAGGAGGAAAGAAGGAAGUUAAGGGCAGUGAGGAUUAGAAAAUUUAAGAUUAAUAAGAUUUUAUUAAAAAUCCUCCGUAAAAAUCUGUUUCCUCUCUUCUUUUGCUACGGAAUAAAUGGUGGAACGGAUCACGGUUAUAAAA